CACUGCUUCUACGGAUAGCUUAUUGCGCAUGCGCUGGGACUGCCCAUCACUGUCCUGUCCUCUUGGCGAAUCAAAAAUAUAUGCGUACAGUUCCUAACCUUUAAAGCAAGUCGUUGCCAAACGUAACCAUAUAUGCAGUUAUCUAAUUUUGGUUUCUGAAAUUUUCCACGAUAUAGUAAAUACUAGAAACUAGCAAAGGCAUUUUAUCGUUUGUAUAUUCAUUUUGGAAACAAAUUGCUGUUAUUAAGAAACAUGUCAACGUUAUUGCGAAUUAUUCGCUCUUCAGGAAUUAGGAACAGAGUGUUAUGUUUAACAUUGAAAGAUAGUAAAAUUCAUGAUAUAGCACAACGCAGUUACUCCUCGGAAGUUAAAAAGCAUGAAGCAGAUAAUGAAGAGCCAAUUAAAGUAAAACGUACAUGGACCAGUUACGGAUUCGACGACGAGGAUGAAAAGAUGGAUCGUCAUUACAUGCAUCAAACACUUUUUGUUGUUAUUAGUAUAUGUUUUGUGGGUGGAGCAUUCCUAAUUGCCUAUAUGCCAGAUCCUAAGUUGAAAGAUUGGGCUCAACGUGAAGCAUACUUACAGCUUCGUUACAGAGAAGAGAAUGGUUUACCUUUAAUAGAUCCAAAUGCUGUUGAUCCAUCAAAAUUCACACUUCCAAGUGAGGAAGAACUUGGCGAUAUGGAAAUAAUUAUUUAAACACUGCCAGAAGCAUUGUAUAUAAUAAGAAAAGUAAAUCUUAGCAAUUUUAGAUAGUGCUAUAUAAAUAUUUAUGUAAUAUUUUAAGUUAUAAUGGUAUGUACAGAAAGAAAUAAACAGUUUUCAUUAAAACCA
This is a messenger RNA of Megachile rotundata (alfalfa leafcutting bee), 834 nucleotides long. RefSeq names its product NADH dehydrogenase [ubiquinone] 1 beta subcomplex subunit NP15.6 (gene NP15.6). The record is from RefSeq and is a predicted model, not a curated record. Gene Ontology annotation, cellular component: respiratory chain complex I. NCBI's taxonomy places the organism in Eukaryota, Metazoa, Arthropoda, Insecta, Hymenoptera, Megachilidae.